This is a messenger RNA of Paramuricea clavata, 1543 nucleotides long. The record is from the annotation of a GenBank genome assembly. Lineage: Eukaryota; Metazoa; Cnidaria; Anthozoa; Malacalcyonacea; Plexauridae.
AUGAUUAAUUUGCUGUGCACGUUUCGGACCCAUGAUCAUCCAAUCCGACUUAAUGUCGAAUUCCGUUUAGAUCUCCAGUGGUGGAUCGAGUUUCUAGACGAUUGGAACGGGACAAGUUUCAUCCUGCUCCCAGGUCUCAUGCCCGUGGCGGACUUAUGUGUUACAUCCGAUGCUGCUGGCGCUAUCGGGUACGGUGCAUUAUAUCACCAACAAUGGUUCAGCCAUAAAUGGAUGCCCGCUCAAAUGCCAAUGUCAAUUGCCCACAAAGAGUUCUUUCCAGUCGUUAUUGCCGCUCAUCUCUGGGGUGAUCAGUGGGCCAACCGACAGGUUUGCUUCCGUUUGGACAACUCUUCCGUGGUCCACAUGCGCGCACCUCCCGGGAUCCCCACAUUAUGGGUUUAGUACGUUCGCUCCUUAGUGUAGCUGCCCGGUUUAACUUCACUUUCCAAGCCCAGCACAUCCCUGGUCUAGCUAACCUGUGGCUGACGCACUGUCUCGUUUUCGUUGGCAGGUGUUCCGACAACUAGCUCCGGACUCCUCAGCAACGCCCACGCCUAUUCCAGAAGAGAUCCUACAGUGGCUGGCUCCCACUAAUUAGAGGCCCAGUGCCAACUUUACCUACAACAGGGUUUAGCAUCGUCAACCCAAAGGACCUAUUCGUCAGCCCAAUGCGCCUUUCUUACGUUUUUGUGAAGGAGCUAACCUAAUGAACUCGCAUGGUUCUCCUUUGCCUGCUGACGAAUGGACCCUUUGCCUGUUUGCGACAUGACUGGCCGACGAUUUAAAAGCAGCGUCGAUUAAAGUGUAUUUGUCUGCCGUUGGAGCUCUUCACACAGAACAGGGUCUUCCAGAUCCGUCGAGUGGUUGCUUACAUCUACAGCGAGUUUUAAAGGGCAUUAAACGCUGCCAAGGUUCUUCCUCUCACAAGAGACUCCCAGUCACCCCAGCAAUCCUCCGUGCUAUCUACAGUCAUCUCGAUCUCUCACAGUAUGAUGACGUUAUGUUUUGGGCGGCCUGCUGUCUAGCCUAUUUCGGAUUCUUACGUUUAUCUGAAUUUACUGUCCCGAAUGGUGCCACGUUCUCGCAAGCCUUACAUCUCUCCGUCCACGACAUCGCUGCUGGCCAACGGGCGGCUCCUUCUAGGUUCCAAGUGAACAUUAAAGUGUCCAAAACUGAUCCUUUCUGUCAAGGUUGUAUCCUCACGUUGGGACAAGGCCGCUCCCCUUUGUGCCCGGUGGAAGCGAUGCUGAAUUUUCUGGAACUACGGGGCGGCUCGGCUGGUCCAUUGUUCGUUAGGUCAAAUGGUGUUCCUUUGACUAGGACCUAUUUAUCGGAACGGUUACGUCGGUUGCUAAGCGAGACGGGAAUUCCUGGCAAUUUUAGCAGUCACAGUUUUCGCAUUGGUGCUGCAACGUCCGCCGCUUUGGCAGGUGUUCCCGAUCACCUGAUCCAAACGUUACGACGGUGGUCCAGCUCCGCGUACUUGACAUACAUUCGGACACCACGUAGCUUGUUAUCCAAUUUAACGAAAAGUUUAUGUUAA